Molecule: messenger RNA, 1689 nt
Organism: Ananas comosus (pineapple)
Lineage: Eukaryota; Viridiplantae; Streptophyta; Magnoliopsida; Poales; Bromeliaceae
Exons: 11
Coding region: 153-1451 (432 amino acids)
Biological process (GO): starch metabolic process; regulation of starch metabolic process
Cellular component (GO): chloroplast stroma; starch grain
Molecular function (GO): starch binding
Source: RefSeq, a predicted model, not a curated record
CUCGCUCUCCUCCCCCCCCCCCAACCAAAGGCCAAAGCACUCGCUCCUCUCCCCUUUUGCUUUCCCCCAGAAGCGCUUCUACAGUUCCAAGAAGCGGCGGAGACCGAGAAGAGUUCUUCGCUUCUUAUCCUCUCGGCUUCUGGGAAACGCAGAUGGCCGCGAGCUCGCGAGGGGUGGCGGCUCCGCCGUUCGAUCUCAAAAUGGGGAAGCUUUCGCCGGCGCCGGCGCCGCCGCGGGAAGUGGACUUCCGGAAGCAGCGGUGGCUCGGGGAGCCGAUCCGGUGGUGCGGCGGCCCCGAGUCGGAGCCCCGGAGACUCGGCAAGGGGGUGGUCAAUGCGGCGGCGGCGGAGAGGGCCGAGGAGUGGGGCAUCGAGCACAGGAACCGCGCGACGAAGCUUCCCUUCCCUUCGCCGCGCUGCCAGAGGCUUUUCAAACAAGAGUUUUACCUCCGCUGCAGUGCGAGAAAUUCAGCUCCUCAAUCUCGCGACACUCCGCCUAAGAGAGACACUGGUAUUGCUAGUGAAAAGGACUGGGGAAUCAACUUGCUAGAUGAGAAGGUGAACGAGUCUGGCGUAAAUGAAGACGGCAGUACAUGGUACAGGCAGAGUGGAGAAGACGUUGGUGACAACGGAUAUAGGUGUCGUUGGGCUCGGAUGGGAGGUCAAAGCCAUGAUGGUUCUGUCGAGUGGACUGAAACUUGGUGGGAGAAAAGUGAUUGGACUGGAUAUAAGGAGUUAGGUGCAGAGAAAUCUGGCAAGAAUGCUGAAGGAGAUUCUUGGUGGGAAACAUGGAAAGAGGUUCUGUACCAAGAUGAAUGGAGUAAUCUUGCGAGAAUAGAAAGAAGUGCAGAGAAACAAGCAAAAUCAGGCACAGAAAAAGCUGGAUGGUAUGAAAAAUGGUGGGAAAAGUAUGAUGCAAAAGGUUGGACGGAAAAAGGAGCUCAUAAAUAUGGAAGGCUGAAUGAACAAUCGUGGUGGGAGAAGUGGGGGGAACAUUAUGAUGGACGAGGAUACGUGCUUAAGUGGACAGAUAAAUGGGCCGAAACCGACUUAGGCACGCGGUGGGGAGACAAGUGGGAGGAGAAGUUUUUUUCCGGCAUAGGUUCACGGCAAGGGGAGACAUGGCAUGUAUCUCCAUCUGGUGAACGUUGGUCAAGAACUUGGGGAGAAGAGCACUUUGGAAAUGGGGCAGUACAUAAAUAUGGAAAAAGCACUACAGGAGAAAGCUGGGAUAUAGUUAUGGAUGAAGAGACCUCUUAUGAGGCUGAACCUCACUACGGAUGGGCGGAUGUGGUGGGGGAUUCUACGCAAUUAUUGUCCAUAAAACCUCUUGAAAGGCCGCCAGGAGUAUAUCCCAGUCUGGACUUUGGUUCCCCGCCGCCGCAGCAGAUGGGUGAUCCGCCUGACUCGCCGCGUGAUCCGCCUGACUCGCCGACCACCCCUCCCGAGUGAAGAGCUUCGCGUGCAGUGUUAGCUCUAUUUGAUGAUCAAUUUUGUUUUUAGGAUGGUUAUUUGGAGAGAAAGGGAAGCGCAAAUUUUCAUUCUCCAGUCAUUGAUUCUUUUAUCAUUUGCUUUUUUUUUUUUGUUUUUUUUUUUUUCGCUUCCCGGACACUUCUUUUGUGGACCUUACUCGAUGUUCAGUUAAUGGAGAUGGCUCGGAUCUUUAGGACGGUUAGAUGUUUUCUCCCAA